AUGGGGACGGACAGCGGCAGAGCCAGGAUCCUCCUGGACCACGCGGCCACCCUCAACCUGCAGACGGGCAACCUGCUCAACUGGGGCCGGCUGCGCAAGAAGUGCCCGUCCACCCCCAGCGAGGAGCUACGCGACUGCAUUCAAAAAACGCUGAAUGAAUGGAGCUCAAAGAUCAGCCUCGAUCUAAACCAGGAAAUGCCAGAUGUCCUGGAAUGUAAUGUAGAUCAGGCAAUGGAAAAGAUAAAUCCUGAAGAAAGGGAAGAAUUGAAAGUGUCAGCAAAACUGUUCAUCGCAGGAUCAAACUCUUCUUCAAUCAGAGAUGCAGUUGAUAUGGCAUGUUCUGCCCUGGGGGUUGCCCACUUAGAUUCUGUGAUCAUUGCUCCACCUCCUAUUGAAGAUGGAAUUAAUCUUUCUUUGGAGUAUUUAAAGCCUUACUGGGGAGAACUUGAGAACUUAGUUCAACACGAAAAGAUUGUUGCCAUAGGUACCUCUGAUCUAGAUAAAACACAGUUAGAGCAACUGUACCUGUGGUCACAGGUGAAACCACAUAGUAACCAGGUAAAUUUAGCUUCCUGUUGUGUGAUGCCACCUGACCUCACAGCAUUUGCAAAACAAUUUGACAUCCAGCUGUUGACUCAUAACGAUCCAAAAGAACUGCUUUGUGAGGCAAGUUUCCAAGAAGCUCUUCAGGAAAGUAUCCGGAACAGUCGAGCACAUGAAUGGACUCCCUUGUGGCUUCUCCGGUAUUCAGUCAUUGUUCAAACCAGAGGAAUUAUCAAAUCGAAAGGCUAUAUCUUGCAAGCGAAAAGAAAUGUCUCUUAA
Molecule: messenger RNA, 822 nt
Organism: Emys orbicularis (European pond turtle)
Lineage: Eukaryota; Metazoa; Chordata; Testudines; Emydidae
Gene: GCLM
Product: glutamate-cysteine ligase modifier subunit
Exons: 7
Coding region: 1-822 (273 amino acids)
Biological process (GO): glutathione biosynthetic process
Cellular component (GO): glutamate-cysteine ligase complex
Molecular function (GO): enzyme regulator activity; glutamate-cysteine ligase catalytic subunit binding
Source: RefSeq, a predicted model, not a curated record